Conger conger (European conger) is the source of this 1636-nucleotide messenger RNA. It is a transcript of the gene chmp2a, whose product is annotated as charged multivesicular body protein 2A. Gene Ontology annotation, biological process: protein transport; late endosome to vacuole transport; endosome transport via multivesicular body sorting pathway. Gene Ontology annotation, cellular component: multivesicular body; ESCRT III complex. The coding region runs from base 162 to 824 and encodes 220 amino acids. The transcript has a single exon. Lineage: Eukaryota; Metazoa; Chordata; Actinopteri; Anguilliformes; Congridae. The record is from RefSeq and is a predicted model, not a curated record.
ACCCAGCGUGAAUACACUUCCGCUAUUAAACAACGAAGAAACGUCAACAGGAGCUCCUGUUACAGAAAAGGAAGUAAAAGAAUCACAUGAAAACUGACCGAAUUUCAACAAGGACAUAAAGACGUUGUUUUCUCCCGAGGCAGUCAUCUGUCAAUUCUGAAAUGGAUUUUCUAUUUGGAAAGCGAAAGACCCCAGAGGAACUGCUGAAGCAGAACCAGAGGGCUCUGACUCGGGCUAUGAGAGAUCUGGACAGAGAGAGGCAGAAGCUGGAACAACAGGAGAAGAAAAUCAUCGCGGACAUAAAGAAAAUGGCUAAACAGGGACAGAUGGAUGCAGUGAAGAUAAUGGCCAAGGAUCUUGUUCGCACCAGGCGUUACGUCAAGAAGUUCAUCAUGAUGAGGGCGAACAUUCAGGCCGUCAGUCUGAAAAUUCAGACUCUCAAGUCCAACAACAGUAUGGCGCAAGCGAUGAAGGGCGUGACCAAAGCUAUGGCAACCAUGAACCGACAGCUGAAGCUUCCGCAGAUUCAGAAAAUCAUGAUGGAAUUUGAGCGACAGAGCGAAAUCAUGGAGAUGAAAGAGGAGAUGAUGAACGACGCGAUCGAUGACGCCAUGGGAGACGAAGACGACGAGGAAGAAACCGACGCAGUUGUCUCGCAGGUAUUGGAUGAACUCGGUUUGAAUCUGUCCGAUGAACUAUCAGGCCUACCUUCUACUGGGGGUAGUCUCUCCGUUGCUGCUGGAAAGAAGGCCGAACCACAAGCAGCGAUGGCAGACGCAGAUGCUGACCUGGAAGCGAGACUUAAUAACCUCAGAAGGGACUGAGAAAGAUUGAAGUGUGGGCAGGUAUUACUGGUUUUACGAGGGCUGUUUCCAGUGUACGAAAGGAAAUUUGUUGGGGAAGUAUCUAUACUGGCAUAUAUUCCAGUAUACAGCUUUAAUAAAGAAACCGUAAUUAUAUUGUUCAAACAACUAAGGGUAUUUUCAAUGAAGUUCUUACGUUCUGUUCUUUGUGUUGAAAAACUGACAAUUUAAAGCCUUUUGUGACCUUAUCUGAAUGGUAUUCCUCCAUAAAUUCUCCAGAACACCAAAACAUUUUAGAUUGUGAUUAAAAAAUAAUAAUAAUCAUUUUAUGCAAUUGUAUAAAUUACAUUUGAUUAAAAUUUGGUUCUGUCUGAAAACACUUUUUGCUUCAAGAUGUAAAGCUUAAAAGUAUUCAGAUCCUGUAACACAACCUUGUUUUGUAUGAGGGCAAUGAGCAUUGUAAUGUCCUCAAAAAACAUUUACAAAGGUGUGGGGAAACAAGUUUAAAUAUUAAGACUUCAGAAAAAAUGUAAGUAAAUGUAUGGAGAAACAACAGCGAUUACUUUUCAAUAUUAAAAACAAUCUGUAGAUUUUGUGAACGAUUUCAGACUCGGAAAUGAUCAGUUUAGAGAAAGGCUAUAUGCAUAUUUAUGGUACACUAAGGUGUUAGCUAGGUGUAUGCCCAAUGGGAUAUUCUCAUCAUUCAUGAUUUUUCCCAAAUUGUUUAAUAGUGAUGGGAGGGCAUUAUCUUUUCUGGGUUUAUAUCAAAACAUCUUUACUGUUUUGGCUUUGUUCUUUGCUCAAUAAACUUUUUCAUGCAUUAAACAAAAAAA